AUGGCAGGCAAAAAGCGGGAAAUCCAGUUACAGACUGUCAUCAACACCCAAAGCCUCUGGGAGGAGAUGUUGCAGAACAAAGGCGUAACAGUGAUCGAUGUUUACCAAGCCUGGUGUGGACCCUGCAAAGCAAUGCAAACGUUGUUCAGGAAAUUGAAAAAUGAGCUGAACGAAGAGGAAAUUCUGCAUUUUGUUGUAGCUGAAGCUGACAGCAUUUUGGCCUUGCAGUCAUUUAGAGAUAAUUGUGAACCUGUUUUUCUUUUUAGUGUUAAUGGCAAAAUUAUUUCAAAGAUCGAGGGUGCUAAUGCACCACUUGUUAAUCAAACAAUUAUUAACUUGGUGAAUGAGGAGAGGAAAAUUGUAGCAGGUGAAAUGGAUCGCCCUCAGUAUCAUGAAAUUACACUUGUAGACUCAAAUGCAGAUGCUAGGAAAGGAUCCAAAGAAUCUAUGGACCGAAUAUACAGUAUUGCUAUUAUCAAACCCGAGGCUAUGAAUACUGGAAAAACUAUAGAAAUUAAAGAAAAUAUUGCCAAUGCAGGAUUUGUCAUAGAAGCAGAAGAUAAUAGAGUGCUCACUGAAAACCAAGUGAGGGACUUCUAUAGGCAAAAAUCAGAGCAGCCUGAUUUUGAAGAGUUUGUCUCAUUAAUGACAAAUAGACUAAGCUAUGUUCUAGUGGUAUCUCGAAGCAAUGAACAAGAAUUUGCCUUGAAAGAAGAAAAUAUAACUGAACCUGAGACCGAACUGCAAGAACCACCUGAGGAACAACCUGAGAUGGACACACCUCCAGUGGUGAAGAAAAAGUGGGGCAGCACUUUAGAAGAAUAUCUGGAUAAAGAAAAUAUACAUGAGUUUUGUGAUGUUGAAGAGGAUGAAGAAAAUGUUCAUAAGUUUAUUGAUCUCUUCUUCCCUGAUUUCAAAAACAUAAAAUUAGAAAAGAUACUGGUAUUACUUCGACCAGAUCUCUUUCAAGAAAAGAAAGAGGAUGUUUUGAGUAUUAUUCUAAAUGAAGGCUUUCUUAUACUGAUGCAAAGACAACUGGUGUUAACAGAAGAAGAGGCACGAAUACUGUGCAAGGAAUAUGAAAAUGAAGAUUAUUUUGAAAAUGUGAUAGAAAACAUGACCAGUUUGUGUGUACAAUUUGCAAUGGAAAGUUUGCCUAUCAACCAGUUUUAUGGAAGUGACUCAUUAGAACUUGCUGAGAGGGACAUCCAGUAUUUCUUUCCUCCUCAACAAACUUUAGCACUGAUUAAACCUCACGUAACACCUGAACAAAGAGAGGCGAUCUUACACCGUAUUAAAGAAGCUGGAUUUGAAAUAACACAAAUGAAGGAAAUUCUACUCAAAGGGAAUGUUGACAAAAUUUAUUAUAAAAUAGCAAAUAAAUUUUUUUAUAACGAUGUAGUGGAGGCAUUAUCUGAGGGUCCAUCUUUGGUCAUGGUUCUGAGCAAGUGGAAUGCUAUUUCAGACUGGAGACGAUUGAUGGGUCCCACAGAUCCGAAUGAAGCAAAGUUGUUGUCCCCAGACUCUAUCCGAGCCCAGUUUGGAACAAGUACUUUGAGAAAUGCUGUCCAUGGAUCAACGAAUGCCGCUGAGGCAGUGCAAGGAAUUUAUAAUAUAUUUGAAGAGAUUGUUCCUGAGAAUCCUGAGAAUCCCGAGGAAAACUAA
Molecule: messenger RNA, 1665 nt
Organism: Pipistrellus nathusii (Nathusius's pipistrelle)
Lineage: Eukaryota; Metazoa; Chordata; Mammalia; Chiroptera; Vespertilionidae
Source: the annotation of a GenBank genome assembly